UUCAUAUAACGGUUUUGAUUUUCUUUACUUUUAUCUUUAGCUAAUUGCUUCACUUUUGAUGAAAUUAAGUUGCUUACAUCUGACUUUAAGCUUUUUUUGGAGUAAAUCUAAAGUUGGGGCUUAAUAAGUGUCCCAAAACUAAAGUUUGAACGCUCUGUUAGACUUAAUAAGGCUUAAAUCUUGAUUAAUUCUGCUGCUAUUGCUAACUGGUGAGAUAUAUUGUCGUUUGUUUACAUCAGAAGGAAGUUGCAAAUAUGGUAAACACUGACCAAGAAAUUGAUCCACUAAUUGAUGAAAAUAACCACCAACCCCAAGAUUUGGCAAUUGAAAUCACUGAAGAAGACUUUGAGCUUGCUCCUGAGUGUUGUAUUUACAAGGUCCCUAGUUGUUUUCGUGAAGCAAACCAAAAAGCCUACACUUCGCAGUUGAUUCCAAUAGGGCCUAUUCAUCAUGGUAACAAAAUUUUGGCUCGAAUGGAGAGGCAAAAGCAGAGAUAUUACAACAAAUUUUGUCAAAGGACUUCCAAGAAGACAUUGGAAGAAUUUGCCAGCUUCAUCAAAGCGCAUGUAGGGAUUUUGAUUAAUGGAAUGAGAAGUACUGCAGCUGUGGCAAAUAUGAUUAACAAUCGCAGGACGGGAGUCGCAUCACUUACUUCGGGCUAUGACGAAAUCGCAAAGGAUUUGAACGAGUAUUAUGAUAAUUCGUGGAACCGUACAAUGGCAACCUUGAAGCUUGUUGCUGCUUUCAUUGUGGUUGUACUGACUCUCACACAAACUGUGUUGGCAAUCUUGAAAUGAGUAAUGCUUACAAAAUAAAUAUUCUUACUUGUUGUAGUAUUCGUAAAAAUAAUUUUGGAAUAAUAAUGGAAUAGAAGAUAAAAAGAUAAAAUA
This is a messenger RNA of Theobroma umbraticum, 890 nucleotides long. RefSeq lists its product as uncharacterized. Lineage: Eukaryota; Viridiplantae; Streptophyta; Magnoliopsida; Malvales; Malvaceae. The record is from RefSeq and is a predicted model, not a curated record.